Exophiala spinifera is the source of this 1359-nucleotide messenger RNA. RefSeq lists its product as uncharacterized. The transcript is spliced from 2 exons. The record is from RefSeq and is a predicted model, not a curated record. Bases 1 to 1359 code for a protein of 452 amino acids. Gene Ontology annotation, cellular component: cell surface; fungal-type cell wall. NCBI's taxonomy places the organism in Eukaryota, Fungi, Ascomycota, Eurotiomycetes, Chaetothyriales, Herpotrichiellaceae. Gene Ontology annotation, biological process: fungal-type cell wall organization.
AUGAAAGUCACCUCAGUUGCCUUGACGGCAGCCUCUGCCACGGUCGCCCUCGCGCAGCCUCACAACCACGGACACCGACACUUCCACAAACACGAAGCACGCGAUGUUUCCACUGUAACCAGCUGGGCUCCUGGUCCCACCGAAUACGCAUAUGUGCUCAAUGGACAGCCGAUCUCUGCUGAGGAAGUUUGCAAUGGUAUCGAAGACAAUGAGCUCAAGUUUGUAGACGGCCAGGAUCCGGGUGUCUGCUCUUCGUCCUCCGCUUCGAGCACCUGGCUCGACUGGACAAGCUCAACCACCGCUUCCAGCUCAAGCUCCACGACCUCUAUCCCCACCACCACUGCUACCACCACCACCACCACUACCACUACCUUCGCGGCAAGCAGCACCCCGGCAGAAUUCUGGGCAGCACCGUCUUCAAGCUGGAGUGCUCCUAGUUCGUCGAGCGCUGCCGGCUGGGGAUCAGCACCUGCUUCUACGGGCGGCUGGGGCUCACAAAGCUCCUCCACUCCUUCCUCUGGAGGUUCUGGUGUUGACUCAGACUUCCCAGAUGGAACAAUCUCUUGCUCCGACUUCCCGUCUCAAUAUGGCCCAGUUCCACUUUCCUACCUGGGCAUGGGUGGCUGGAGUGGUCUGCAGGAUCUACAGAUCGCCAAUGGGCUCGUCAACACAAUCGUGACUGGUAUCUCCGGACAAAGCUGUACAGAAGGUAUGAUGUGCUCCUAUGCAUGCCCACCGGGAUACCAAAAGUCUCAGUGGCCAAACAACCUGCAAGGAGCGUCGGGCCAGUCGGUCGGUGGUAUUCAAUGCAAGGGUGGAAAGCUCUACCUGACCAACUCGGCACUCUCCAGCAAGCUUUGCAUUCCCGGUGUCGGUGGUGUCCAGGCCCAAAACAAUGCCAACGGUGUGGUUGCCAUCUGCCGAACAGACUACCCUGGCACCGAGUCUGAAACCGUUCCGGUGGAAUUACAACCAGGCGAGACUGAGGCUUUGGCCGUGCCUGAUGCUGGAUCAUACUACACUUGGCAAGGAAAGUCGACUUCGGCACAAUACUACCUCAACCCUAUUGGAUACCCAGCUUCACAGGCAUGCCAGUGGGGAUCUCCAGGCACUCCAAUCGGUAACUACGCGCCGAUUAACUUUGGUGUCGGGGCCAAAGACGGCACCACCUGGUUGUCAAUCUUCCAAAACUCUCCAACCACAUCGGCUCAAUAUCAAGGAACGGUCGAGUUGAAAGGUAACCUUUCAGGAUCUUGCAAGUACUCGAAUGGACAAUACUGCGGAGUCACGGGAUGCAAUUCACAGGGUUGCACUGUCUCGAUUAUCUCAGGCACAGCAACUUAUGUCAUUUCCAACUAG